Fusarium vanettenii 77-13-4 is the source of this 1161-nucleotide messenger RNA. RefSeq lists its product as uncharacterized. Lineage: Eukaryota; Fungi; Ascomycota; Sordariomycetes; Hypocreales; Nectriaceae. Bases 1 to 1161 code for a protein of 386 amino acids. The record is from RefSeq and is a predicted model, not a curated record. Gene Ontology annotation, molecular function: serine-type carboxypeptidase activity. Gene Ontology annotation, cellular component: fungal-type vacuole. Gene Ontology annotation, biological process: proteolysis. The transcript is spliced from 5 exons.
AUGAAGUUCAGUUUGCUUCCCCUUGUUGUGUCGUGGCUCGCAGCUGCAGCACCAAGCCAGCCUCAACAGCCAUUGACGGGAAACCACCAACAGCCUUCUCUGUCCACGCAUCGAUCGAGGCUCAUAAGACAAAAUGAUAGUCUCUGCGAUGCCGGGUCUUCCCACUGGACAGGCAGCGUGCCCGUUGGAGACAAAAGAGACAUGUUUUUCUGGUACUUUGAGAGUCGAGCUGAUCCAGAGACGGCGCCAUUGAUCAUUUGGAUGAACGGUGGCCCUGGAGCAUCGUCCCUGCUCGGUGCCUUCCAUGAGCUGGUCGGUCCUUGUACUGUCAACGACGACGGCCAAGGGACGAGUCGCAAUGAACUUGGUUGGACUAACUUUGCGAAUGUCCUGUUUAUAGACCAACCAGUUGGCGUUGGAUUUUCUGAAACCGAGGACACCAACCUCUGGGCUGAGAGCCUGGUUGAAGGGGGGGUCGAUUUCGACCAUUUCCUCGAGACGUUUUUGAUCGAUUUCUUCCCACAGCUCCAAGGCCGGCCAAUUCACCUGGCGGGUGAGUCCUUCGGUGGCCGUUACUGUCCGGUAUAUGCCUCUGUGAUGAAGAGGAAGUUGGCCUCCGUCAUGCUCUUUGACGCAUUUGUUGAUGAGCAUUGGGGGGCUCUAGGGGCCUACCGUCAUCUUUGCAGCUCCAUGACCAGAUCAAAUCCUCUCAAUAGCACAGCUUGUGCUGAGAUGGAGGCUGCGUACCCAGCAUGCCACAAGUUUGGACAGCUCUGCAGCUCAACAUAUGAUGCAGACAUUUGCAGAGAGACAUCGCAAAAGUGUGCAGCCAUCUGGGAACCCUUCUAUCGUGAAGUGGUGCCUGGUGGUCGCAACCCUUACGAUGACAGGGCCAAGUGCACAACGCCACCCAUGUGUGGCCAUCUAGGCAAGCCAACCUCACAGAAGCCCGUCGAAAAGUACAUGAACUCCGAAACCCUGCAAAAGGCGCUCGGCUUCGAGAGAGCGAUCAACUAUAGCGUAGUGAACAUGGAUCUUAACAAGAAAUGGGAGACUCACCCAGAUAUGGUGAUCCCAUCCACACGCGAGCUAUCGAAUAUUCUCGACGACAAGACCACACCAAUUCUGGUCGUCAACGGAAACAACGACGUCAUUGUGUAA